Molecule: messenger RNA, 579 nt
Organism: Ceutorhynchus assimilis (cabbage seed weevil)
Lineage: Eukaryota; Metazoa; Arthropoda; Insecta; Coleoptera; Curculionidae
Source: the annotation of a GenBank genome assembly
AUGUUGUCGGUUUCAGGCGAGAAAAUUGAUGAAAAUGUUUCAAACGUGGACUAUUCAAGUGAAGCCUCAAAGUUAGUUAGUGAAGCGUAUUAUAAUGAUACAGCAAAUGGAAAAGUCGAAGCUACAUCGAUUACCAAUAAGAUUUUCACUGGAUUGUUUAAGAUUCUAGGUUUUGAUAGUGAGAAAAUUGGAGCUAUUGCUGUUAACGGACUUAUAUUUUUGGCCCAACUAUUGGGAACAUCUUUAUUAAGCAAUACAUCUAGAGCGUACGAAGUCAAAGAAAUCAAAAACCUCAACUUAGAGACUUUAAUACCGAUCGAACUUGGUAAAAUAACGAAUCAAAGUCUCACAGAAUAUGUGAUGGAAUACGUAAAAGAAAGAUUGGAUGACGAUAAGAACGGAUGUGUGCAAUUAUUAAUUUGCAAAAUUGCUCCAUUUGUUUGGAAAAUGCAAAAUUACUUUUUUAAUAAUGAUACGAAUAGUGAGAACGAGAAUAUUAUAUUUUCUUUUCUUCCUUCCAGAGCUGAAUUAUUGGAGCAGAGUCAAGCAUGUGGAAAUAAAUACAUUUGUUCCUUAUAA